This is a messenger RNA of Dicentrarchus labrax (European seabass), 1233 nucleotides long. RefSeq names its product glutathione-specific gamma-glutamylcyclotransferase 1. The transcript is spliced from 3 exons. Gene Ontology annotation, cellular component: cytoplasm. NCBI's taxonomy places the organism in Eukaryota, Metazoa, Chordata, Actinopteri, Moronidae. Gene Ontology annotation, biological process: glutathione catabolic process. The record is from RefSeq and is a predicted model, not a curated record. The coding region runs from base 250 to 876 and encodes 208 amino acids. Gene Ontology annotation, molecular function: glutathione specific gamma-glutamylcyclotransferase activity; gamma-glutamylcyclotransferase activity.
UGUGUGCAUCAGAAACGGACAAUAUGCACACAUCCCGAACCGUUUUUCAUUACAUUGGUCACAGUAAUAUACGCGACGCUUCUUUUCUGCGAGACAGUAUUCAAAUUUGGAAGAUUAUUUCUGACUUCAGCACUUUAUAAUAGUGACAGUCGGAUGUAUUGGAAUGUAUAAGGCAAUAGGAAUAAGAGAAGAAAUAUCAGAUUGUUGACAUAAACAACCUCGUUUUUAAAACACAGCCAAGCGACUACAAUGAAACCUCAGGACAUUAUCAAAGAAAAGAGCACCCUGUGGAUAUUUGGAUAUGGCUCAUUAGUGUGGAAGCCUGAUUUUGAUUACAAGAGGAGCACAAUUGGCCACAUUAUGGGAUACAAAAGGCGCUUCUGGCAUGGAGACGAUUUUUAUCGAGGAGACAAGAAAAAGCCAGGCAGAGUGGUCACACUAGUGGAGGAUCAGGAGGCGUGCACAUGGGGAGUGGCCUAUGAGGUGACUGACUCCCAGAUAGAAGAGUCCCUCCAGUACCUGAACAUGAGAGAGGUUGUGCUGGGGGGUUACAUAACGGAGAUGGUGGAGUUCAUCCCUAAGGAGAAGGGUCAGGCUCCUCUGUUGGCCCUCGUUUACAUUGCUACUUCUGACAAUCCCAUCUACCUCGGCCCGGCCUCGGACAAGGAGAUUGCUGACCAGAUCGCUGUUUGCAGGGGCAACACGGGCCACAAUAUUGAAUACCUGGUCCGCCUGGCAGAGUUCAUGAGGCUCUACUUUCCCGAGGUAGAGGAUGAGCACCUCUUCUCUAUUGAGGCGGCUGUUCUGAACAUUUUCCAUGACUGUGGAGAGAUCAAACUCCCAGACCAAAAACCCCUACUGCUGGGAGCUACAUAAAAAGACUACAUAAAGCACUCCACAUCAUGGAAAUGUCACUGUCUUUAUGCUGGGUGAAAGGGAAAUCCUGCACCACAUGUUGAAGAGUAUUCAGUGCUUGUAAGAGUGAAACAUGACUCGGUUAAUUAUUUCUAGGUCGUUACAUAACCUCAAGGGAUCUCAUGUUCCUCAGCACUCUGUGUACUGUACUGUAUACAAAUUCCAGGAGCAUGUGAUGCUUUUAAAAAUUCAUACUAAGGGACUGCUUCUCUUUUUAAAUACAUAAUGUCUUACACCUUUGUUGUAAAAGGGUCUCAGAAAGGAUACUGUGUACAUUUGUAAAAUGUAUUUUAAUAAAAACACAAACAAUUCUUAAAA